Molecule: messenger RNA, 528 nt
Organism: Penicillium brevicompactum
Lineage: Eukaryota; Fungi; Ascomycota; Eurotiomycetes; Eurotiales; Aspergillaceae
Exons: 4
Coding region: 1-528 (175 amino acids)
Source: RefSeq, a predicted model, not a curated record
AUGAAGACUAUCAUGAAGCUAUGUGGCCUUUUUGCCAUGAUUGGCUUUUCCUGUGCCCAGAGAAUAUGCACCGCAGACGAUGUUGUUCUCUCACUGUCAGCAGUUCAGUAUCUGGCCGACAAGAUGCAACUACUGGUUGACACGAACAACAACAAUAUAGACCCGUCUGGUCCGAUCUACAAUAACUACCUGACUCAAACAAAUCAUCUCAACCAGGAUUUGCAAUGCAAUGCCAAUGUGACACCGACAGACCAGCUCAAUAUCUGUGAUGCUUAUGAGCACUUUUCGCAUUCGCAGUUACGAUUCCUCCAUGUGGCCGAUGGAUUGAAGUUCUACCAGCAGAAUGGAAAUGACGACAAUGCCGUGAAGAUGCACGGAUAUAUUCUGGCAGCCGAACAGUCUUUGGUGAACUACACGUCUCGAAUCAAGGAGAUUUCCCCUUCAUGCUCCGCUCGCAUCGACACAGCUUACAAGCCGUUGGGCGCUCAGUUGAAUAGUCUAAAAGACGCUUACCCCAAGGCGAGUUAA